This is a messenger RNA of Cygnus olor (mute swan), 3288 nucleotides long. RefSeq names its product mab-21 like 4 (gene MAB21L4). The record is from RefSeq and is a predicted model, not a curated record. The coding region runs from base 1825 to 3240 and encodes 471 amino acids. Lineage: Eukaryota; Metazoa; Chordata; Aves; Anseriformes; Anatidae. The transcript has 5 exons.
UUUUCUUUUUUUUUUCCUUUUUGGUUGUUUUCUCUCUCUCGUUUCUAACAGAGUGAAAAUUCGCAGAACCAUAAAACGCAGGGAUGGAAAACGACCUAUUACCUCAUCCAGCCCAGCCCCUCUGCCAGCGCCGGGCCGUUCCCUGCGAGCGUCCCGGGUGACUUGUCUAGACCAGGCACGAACCACUCCAGCGAUGGCGAUUCCAGCACUUCCUCGGGAAGAUUAUUCCAUGGUCCAACUGACAUUGCUGUUAGGAAAUUUUUCCUGAUGCCUCACCUCGAAUGUUUCUGUGCUGAGUUUGAGCCUAUUGCUCAGUUACCCGUCCUCGCUCUGCCCUGAACACCCCUCACUUCACCGUGUGUGGCCAUGCCUCUCACCUGCAGGCAGGAUUUGCAUCCUACGAGCCUCCCGCAGGGCCAGGCUCAUCCCUGAAGCGUUUUGUUGUUUCCUCUGCACUGCAUCAAGCAUCCGUGAUCUUCCUGAGGCAUGGCCCCACAGCCAUGACCCACGCGGAGGGGACGGGACGAGCUGGUGGGUGACCCGAGACCAGUUUGGAGCCGCGAGCAGGGACGCGACUGGAGAUCUUGGGGUGAUGCUGGCGCACCCAGCCUCUGGCUGCUCUGCCUUUGCUCCUGCCCAAACCAAAGAGAAAAGCCACGAUGCUCUCGGCCAGGUCCCUUACGGGGACACGAGCUGUCCCCGUGAGCCCCAUUGCCUGCAGCAUCCCCUCCCACCGCAGGGGUGGUUGUGGCAGCGCUGGCCAGAAGAGGGUGAGCAGAGGGAAGACGGGUCCGAGAGCUCCCUGCUUGCCAGAGGUGGGGAGGGUCGUCACGGGAAUCUGGGGGAGGAGGUUUUUCGUGCAGUUGCAUUUGGUUCCCGAACAAGCUUUGAUGUCAAUGAUUUGCAGACUUGUUCUAGCUGGAGUUCCUCGCUCUCCAGGGACUGUUCGCUUUGCGUCGGGGGAGGGUGGGGGGUGUUCUUCCUGUGCGUGUACCCCUUUGAACCGCUAUUAUGAGCCCCGACCCCCCCAUACCCUCCCCCCCCGAGUCCCUGCUGCUCCCAGGCAUGCAUUGCAGAUUGGAAAACAAGCCAAACCACCCCGCAUUUGCGAGAGCUCCUGAGGGGUUUCCAGGCGGAUUACAGCAGAUGCUGCGGCGCGAGCACGCCCGCUCCUCCUCUGCGUCUCCAUCGUGGCCCCUGCUGGCAGCCCCAGCCCCAGCCGUCCUCCCGAGGGGCACGGCACAGGCUGGAUUCACUGAGGGCUACUAGCCUUCACCCUGCCGGCCCCCUCCACUGCAAAUUCCUGCCUAAGAAAGCCUCUCCCAGAGGAUCCUGAGCCGCUUUGCGAAGGCGGAGAAGGAUUUGGGCUCACCUUGUCCUGCUCCUGGUGGCUCAGAGCCUCCAGCUUCACCCCAUCGAUACCCAUCGGCCACUUGUGAGCCUCCAGCAGGGCCUGGCUCAGGCUCUCGUGGAGCAGCAGGGAUGCCCACGCAUCGGGUGGCACCACCGAGCCUCUGUUUCCUCCAGCCUCUCCCAGAGGAAGGACGGGGAAAGACCCCGGUGUGGAGGCAGGCAGGGAGGCGCAGGGAAUCCACCUCCCGCACCCUCCGCAGGGCGCACGGCGGCAGGGCAAAGCGCUGGGGAAGGGCAGGCAGGGGCUAUGUGUCUUUGGGGCCGCAUGGGUGCGCACGGACAAGCGCUCUGGGGACAGAGGGGCCCCACGCCUCACCCCAUCCCGGCCCCCGUCUCCCCUUCACCCCUCUGCCAGGGCUGCUGGCAGCGUGCAGAGGAGAGCGGGGCUGCGUGGGGUGAUGGCAUGGGGCGAUGGCGUGGCUCGGUCUCUCCCGCCCCAGCUGUCAGCAGCCGGGGUUUCCCUCCGCCCAGCCCUCCCCGCCCUCCAUCCCACAGCACCGCGCUCCCACUCGCAGCCGGCGGAGCUGCGCGGCCCCAGCCAUGGCAGCCGGCAGGUCCCGCUGGCGCAGCUACCUGGGGGUGAUUGUGUCCCGCCAGAGGCAGCGGGUGCAGCACUUCCAGCAGGCGGAGGACAUCCUGCUGACCCUCCUGGAGCACGUCCACGGCGCGGAGCCCCGCUUCCUCGUGGACUACUGCAGGAACCUGGAAGCUUUCGAGUUCACGCUCUGCGCCUCCGAGGACGCUGUCACGGUGGAGGUGCCCCUGCGCCUCGACGGCGAUGCGCUGCGGGUACGGCCGUGCCAGCCCGGGGAUCUGGGCACUUGCCACCUGGAAGUGCCCUCUGUGGUGACCGGUGUGGAGGACUGGACCAGCGCGGGUGAGAUGGAGCGGGGAGGUGGCACAGUGCGGCACCUGGCACCGGGCAAAGUCCUCCAGCACCUGAAAGAGCUCCUUGUUUCGGCCAUCGUGCACUGUCAGCGCCGCUUCCUUUUCCAGCCAGGUGACCUCAGCGCCGAAAACCUGAAGGAAGAUGCCAUGGAGCUGUCCCUGUUGGUCCGCGGUGGCUGGAAGACCGUCCGCUUCGACAUCGUCCCCGUGGUGAAGAGGCAGCAGGAGCCACUCAGGCUGGAGGGGCGGCAGCGUGACAGGGGCUUCCCCGAGGGCAGCCUCCAGAAGGCCACGGCGGAGGCUCACUUCAUCCCAGCCUCUCCCCACUGCUGGAGAUCCUCGGCUCACCUCCCCGUCCUGAAGCUGCUCUGGGCAGUGGACACCUUGCAGGGGCCCCGGCUGGACAGCCUGCGCCUGCUGGAGCAGCUCAGCAGCCAGGACUGGAGGGAGGAGGAUGGGAGAGCCGGGCUCUCCUUCGACCACCUGAAGAUGGUGCUGCUGUGGAGCACGGAGCUGUUUCCCUCGCCGGAGGACUGGCAGGACCUGGAGGGCUCUGUCUACAGGCUGCUGGUGGUCCUCCUGCGCUGCCUGGCCACCCGGCGCCUACCCCACUUCCUGCGCCCGGAGGAGAACCUCUUCCACGGGGAGCCCCUGGACCUCGCCUCGCUCUACCCAAAGGUGGAGGCCUUCGCCCAGGACCCCCCGCGCUUCCUUCGCUUCCACUUUGGCCUCCCCGCGAGCUCCAAGGGCUUGCAGGCAGACCCUGAGGUCAGAGCCCUUCUGCGGCUCCCUGCCGAGGACGGGGCGUACUGGGACACAGCCUAUUUUGACAUCCUGCUCAGCCAGCUGCAGGUCUACCGGAUCCAGGACGACGCGCGCCGCUCGGCUAUGUCCCAGCUCCUCGCCAAGGUACAGAGAGAAAUCCCCACGAGGAGCUGAGCGGGACCCGCUGCCACCCCGUCCAGGCGCCCCCUGCUCACCCCCGCU